AAUGACGUCAUGAAUUGAACAUCAUGGAGGCACUGCCGAGUCGGCUGUCGAGCUACAACCUUUGAAUACAAAGAAGUUGAUUACGUCACAUUUCCAUGGCUAAUACAGUAUUCCCGCCAAAUGACGAUUGUGCCAUAUGUGUCUUCUGACUGUCGUAUGGUUUGCAUCGAGCGUCUAUCUCUGCUUCGCUGUUACCAGACCACCACUGAAGAAGCUGCUUGGGCUUACUGACCAAUCAGGCAGACAUGAAAAGCCACGAAUAUCAGCCAAUCAACUCACACGGCAGCCGGAGAGCAUCCGCAAUAAGAGGAGUGUGCAUCUGCAGGGUUUGGCCAACAAAGACUGGAAGGUGUCGUGGACAUCGCCGACGCCUAAAGUGGGAACAGAUUCAUACGACGUUGACGACUUUCAGGUCAUCAACCAGGAGGAGAUUCUACGCGCCAAGCACCUGUACAUGAAGAACAUUCUGACCUAUGUUGGAAUAACGCUGGGCGCUGUCUUUCUAUUUGUCAUCAUCGCUUUCUGCUUCCUUGUCAACCCCAAACAGUGCAUUAUCGCCUUCGGAACAGGGAGCCCUUGCUGCCUGAUUAUCUCCCCUUGUAUUUUGAAAUGUGUGGAAAAAUUUCUUGACCCUGGAAAAAUAGUUCAGGGUCAAAUGAAUCGAUACGUGCCAGGGGUUGUUAUCGAUGAGACGGGCAAGGUUGCGGAGACAUACGAGCCUACACCGGAGGAACUACAAGCGCUGCAGGAGUUAGUUGAAGAGGUCAUGGAAAUGGUUUAGGUUAACGUCGUAGCAUGACACGACUUGUAGAUCAGAUUCUUAUAUGUACGUGAAAUGUACCUAUCUAUUUAAGAAAUAUACGACUCGUGGUCGUUGUUUAUCGUAAAUAAAACACUGCAUGGAGAAUAAACCAUGAGGGGCGCGGCCCCUCGAGUCGUUAAUCACUUACAUGCGAUAUCAACAUGAUGUACAGCCUCUUUAAGGAUGAUGAUAAAAUGUUCGAGCUUAAGAAUAUGUACCCAAAUUUUAAUAAUGAUGACUCCCUCAAUAGAGACCUCGGCAAUGUCGGACAAGUCCAUUUAUGGACAGGUGGAUAUUUCACGCAUAAACUCACAAUCCUCACGUCAAUUACCUGUAUCUUUUCUCCCAAUACUGAUUGUCAUAUCUCUCCGGCAUUUGGAUGCGAUCGUUCGGCCAUCGCGUUUAUCUGCGUUGCACAGAUUCAUCUAUGGGAAAUAACUCACUAGACAUUUCCCUCUCAAAAAGAACGUUGUCCAAUAUACGACGUCGCCAAGUUGCUAGCGCACGUUCGAAUCUCCAGAAAUGACAUGAUAGAACAAUGUUUUAUCGUGAAAUAAACCACGCUUCGUUCUACAUCGUUCUCUGCGAUUUAUCAAUGUC
Haliotis rufescens (red abalone) is the source of this 1402-nucleotide messenger RNA. RefSeq lists its product as uncharacterized. The transcript is spliced from 5 exons. The record is from RefSeq and is a predicted model, not a curated record. Lineage: Eukaryota; Metazoa; Mollusca; Gastropoda; Lepetellida; Haliotidae. Bases 137 to 781 code for a protein of 214 amino acids.